Raphanus sativus (radish) is the source of this 1527-nucleotide messenger RNA. RefSeq names its product two-pore potassium channel 5. Lineage: Eukaryota; Viridiplantae; Streptophyta; Magnoliopsida; Brassicales; Brassicaceae. Gene Ontology annotation, biological process: potassium ion transmembrane transport; stabilization of membrane potential. The record is from RefSeq and is a predicted model, not a curated record. Bases 134 to 1342 code for a protein of 402 amino acids. Gene Ontology annotation, cellular component: plant-type vacuole membrane. The transcript has 2 exons. Gene Ontology annotation, molecular function: potassium ion leak channel activity.
CCACUUCUCGGUUUCUUUUUUCAAAAACUCAAAAUUUAUUUUUUUCCGUUUUGGAAUUUUACGUUUAAAAUAAAACAUAUUAAUCUGAUCUGAUUAUUCGUGCUAGUUUUAGAGAUUCCUCCUUUCUUGGGAAAUGGAGAACCAACCUUUAAUCAGUCCUCCUCAAUCACGCUACCCCCUCCACCCCAUCCCGGAAAACCCCUCCUCCUCCACCGUCUCCACCGCCGUCACAAUCCCUCACUCAAUCUCAACCGCAUCUUUCUUCCCAGAAACCAUCCAACCACACCACCACCACCACGACCUCGAAAAAUCCGAACUCGACGACAACAACGACUCCUAUUUCAACAACCCUCGUCCACUCCACCGAUGCCGCACAGCACCAGCCAUGGUCAUCAUCAAAGACCUCAUCCCCAAAUCCUCCUCCUCAGACUCCAAAAAGCCAUCGCCAAUCUCCAAAUCAUUCAUCAAACAAGCCAUCCUCCUCCUCAUCGUCUACUUAACCUUAGGCGUCUCAAUCUACUCCUUCAACAGAGACCACUACUCGGGAAUCGAAACCCACCCCGUCGUCGACGCGCUCUACUUCUGCAUCGUCACUAUGUGCACGAUCGGCUACGGAGACAUCGCUCCGUUGACUCCCUGGACCAAGCUCUUCGCUGUCGUCUUCGUCUUGUUCGGCUUCGGCUUCCUCGAUAUCUUGCUUAGUGGCGUCGUCAACUACGUUCUUGAUCUCCAAGAAAGCAUGAUCCUCACCGGAAUACAAAUGGGCUCCUCCUCGAGAGGAGGGCAUCACCAUCGGUUCUCUGCUAAAGACUAUAUAAUCGAUUUCGAGAAAGGGAGGAUGAGGAUAAGGAUGAAAGUGUUUCUGGCGCUGUGCGUCGUCGUUUUGUGUAUCGGGGUCGGUGCGUUGGUUCUGCAUUUCGUCGAGGAGCUCGAUCUCGUUGACUCGGUUUACUUGUCGGUUAUGUCGGUCACCACGGUCGGGUACGGUGACCGGGCGUUCAAGACGCUCCAGGGGAGGCUUUUCGCCGCGGCGUGGCUGCUCGUGUCGACGCUCGCGGUGGCGCGUGCGUUUCUGUAUCUGGCGGAGGCGAGGAUCGAUCGAAGGCAUCGGAGGGCUGUUAAGUCGGCGUUGACUAGAGAGAUUACUGUUGAGGAUUUGCUUGCUGCUGAUACUUAUCAACAUGGUUUCAUCAGUAAAUCAGAGUAUAUUGUGUUGAAGCUUAAGGAAAUGGGGAAGGUCAGUGAUAAAGACAUUAACCAAGUUGUGAAUCAGUUUGAUAAACUUGAUCCUAAUAACUUGGGGAAAAUCACAUUACCUGAUCUUUUGGGAGGUCCUUUGUGAUAUAAAACAUACUUUAUUUUUCCUUCUUGUACAAUUAUCUUUUUUUUUUCAUUUUUCUAAAGAAGAACUGAACAUAUGUAGCAGCACUGAUUCAUACAAAGAGUUAUGUCUCAGUUCACUAGAGAUAAUGUAAAUGUGUAUUCUUUUAUCCUGUGUAUAAAACUGUGACAAUGUCAAUACUCAAA